Molecule: messenger RNA, 3669 nt
Organism: Lampris incognitus (smalleye Pacific opah)
Lineage: Eukaryota; Metazoa; Chordata; Actinopteri; Lampriformes; Lampridae
Gene: kras
Product: v-Ki-ras2 Kirsten rat sarcoma viral oncogene homolog
Exons: 5
Coding region: 408-974 (188 amino acids)
Biological process (GO): Ras protein signal transduction
Cellular component (GO): plasma membrane
Molecular function (GO): GTP binding; GTPase activity; GDP binding
Source: RefSeq, a predicted model, not a curated record
UAUUGCCACAUAAGUCAAACGGUAAGAGCGGACCCGGCUGAAGGCCAGCGAUGCUUUGUGGGUAAAGCGAGCCGAGCUGAGCCGAGCCGAGCUGAGCUGAGCCGAGCCGAGCUGAGCCGAGCCGAGCUGCGCUGCGCCGCGCUGCGCCCGGUAUCCGCCCAUAUUGGCGUACAGGCCAACCUGAGCAGCUAGGCCGAGCGCCCGCCGGAUCAGAUGGGAAGUUUAAUCGAUUAAUUUGACUCGACUCGGCCGUGCCUGCUGGCUUUCCCGACACGGCGGAGCGGCGUAAAUGCGGGCGUUUCAGCGGGAGCCGGGAAAUGCGGAGAUCGUGUGAAAAAGCAGGAUUAUCUGUUUGACUUAUUCGGUCGCUACUUCGGACGCGGAACUCCUCACGCUAAAGGUGAAUCAUGACAGAAUAUAAGCUGGUAGUGGUGGGAGCUGGUGGUGUCGGCAAGAGUGCACUCACUAUUCAGCUCAUCCAGAACCACUUCGUGGAUGAAUAUGACCCCACCAUUGAGGACUCUUACAGAAAGCAGGUUGUAAUUGAUGGGGAGACAUGUCUAUUGGACAUCCUGGACACUGCAGGUCAGGAGGAGUACAGCGCCAUGAGGGACCAGUACAUGAGGACAGGGGAGGGCUUCCUCUGUGUCUUUGCCAUUAACAACACCAAGUCCUUUGAGGACAUUCACCACUAUAGAGAACAGAUCAAGCGGGUGAAGGACUCAGAGGAUGUCCCCAUGGUAUUGGUAGGGAACAAGUGUGACCUUCCAUCCCGGACGGUGGACACCAAACAGGCUCAGGACUUAGCACGCAGCUAUGGCAUCCCCUUCAUCGAGACCUCAGCCAAAACAAGACAAGGCGUUGAUGAUGCCUUUUAUACAUUAGUGCGGGAAAUCCGAAAACACAAGGAGAAGAUGAGCAAGGAGGGCAAGAAGAAGAAAAAGAAGUCCAAGACAAAGUGUACACUUAUGUGAAUAAUCAUCCCCUUUUUUGAGACAGUCUAAAAAGCAAACACGUCGAACAGUUUAAGUAAUACGUUUUGUACAUUACACUAAAUUAUUAGCCUCUUUCUCAAUACACACCAUAUUAAUACUAAAAUGAACCUGAUUUUUUUUCUUCUGCCUUUUCAUUUAUUUGCUACUUGGAAACCAAUAAGCUUUAUUUUCUGUUUAGUGCCAGUUGCCCACGUGUGUUGGUCCAACAGAUAGUUUGAUUUUAUAGGAAGAUCUGUUGAGUUGUUGGAUUUUUCUAUAAAUAUGAGUUGAUAAUGUCUCGACUCAUUUUGGAUAAAUCUAUGUAGUAAAAACUUUUUUUCCUGAAAGGCCAUGGCUUAAUAAAGUUCUGUGAUGCCCUUUUAAGUAUGGGAUGCCAAAGAGUUCAUUUCCAUCCCAUUCAAUUAGAGAAAAACAAAAGACACGGAGCAAGGACCAACAUUUACAAGGAUGAAAUCCACGUCGUAGCCACUGUAUAUGUUGCUGAUCCGUAGAACGCCCUCAUGUGACUCCGUUCUGUCAUUGAUAAGCGUAUUCCUGUGAAGUCCCUUCUUCCAAGAAUGUUUCUCACCAUAAUGGGUUAAUUCAUUUGCAGUUUGUCGAUGCUUCCUAUCAUGUGGGUUGUGAUUUCUUGCCUACAAAACCUUUUUUUUGUUUUGUUUUUUUUGUUUGCAUGCAUUGUGUCCUUGAUGAUGUGUGAAUAGCAAACUGUUCCUAACACUGUGUGAUACAGGUCACGGAGCCUGAACUGAGCAACUCUGAUCUCUGUUGAUAUCACACGGCGUUAGUUUUUUUCUUCUUUUUUAGGCUUUUUUAAGUACUUAGUUAGCUAGUAUGCCCCACAUCUGAAGAGGAAAUCAGCUAUGUGUUGAAAAAAAAGUUUCCAUGAUGAUACAUGGCAAACAAAAUCUGUCUUGCAGACCACAAAAACCAUGUUUCUGUUUUUCCCCCCUUAACUGUGACCGCGUGGGACCAGCAGCCAAGUAUUUUGUUGGUUAGGCAACUUCAUGUUCCCUGUUCUCACCUCGUCACAAGUCGCUGUCUCCUGGAUGGCUUUACUGUAGGAAUGCAUCGCCUGCUGAAGGUGGAUGAGUUUGGGGUUGGAUGCAGGAUUGUUUGCUUGUAUAGUGAUUCUUUGCAAAGCAAUUACAACGGUGGAGUCUUCCUUCGAAAACGCGCUCGAGAAUACUUGAUUUAACCGUUUUGCUCGUUUGCCAUCCCAUUGUUGUAGGUGCUAUAGAAAGUCUGAUUUGUGUAGUCAUGAAUUCCCAACAGCCGCAGUAAAAGCUGUCAUAGGGUCCUAAUAGUGUGCCUCCGAUGCUUUGUCACGCUGUUGCGAUGCUGCUGCUUCUUCAACCUUGUGUCUCCUGGUUUGGUUGUUAACAUGAAGCAUCUACUCCGUAGGAACCUUCCUCUCAAAUGUUCUUGGAGCCUCCAUCUUACCCCUCCCCGCGCCUACCAGGGAUACUUAUUAGUACAAUGUCACGGAGAGUGUUCAGAAAGGUGUAGUUUAAGUGGAUUUUCAAAUUCCUCUGUUUUAAAAGCCCCCCACCCCCUUGAUUUAUUUGCUAAGAUGUUGAAUUGUUUGCUGGGCUGCCUUUCAACAGAGACUAUUGUCCAGUGAAGUUAUUCUCUCACAUUUUCUCUAAUAAAACUUGUGUAUCAGAGUGAUGUAACUGGAACUGAUGUUUGUAAAUGAGGCAAUAAUUGCCAUAAAAUUAGUUUUUAGAGAAUAUUGUCCGCAUUUAACACAAAAAGCCCUGGGUCCGUGCACAAAUUGCAUCUUUCCCCCCCAGCCUAGUUCCCUCUCACUGCCCUGGGGCUUGUUUUGUUGUGUGCGUUCUGUCGUCUCCUGUGUGCAUUAGGUGCUACGUUCAGGCUGCACAUAGGCAACCAUGUGCCAUGGAGGUGCCAGGAGGACGUAGGAUUUCUUUCCAACCAAUCACCACACCAGGUGAUUUUUAGUUUGUCCUCUUGGGGUGAAGGUGUCUUGAUUGGUGAAAUUGUCCAGUGUCGGGAUUGGUUGGAAAGGAAACCUGCAUAUGCGUUGCACUCAGAGGCACAUGGUUACCUGUAUUUGAUUUAGUCGAUUAAAAACGAGGCAUGACGAUGCUCAGCUUGUCAUGAAUGGCUCAAGAGACGCUUAAAAUAAUUUUAGAUUUGCUUUCAGGAUUGAUUAAUUUUGACCCAAAUUAGUGUUGCCUCUUCUUCAUGAAUUGGAUAACUGUGUAGUUUAAUUAUAGACCCCACAUGUUGACAAUACUGUAUCCAAAAAAAAAAAAUAAAAAAAAAAAUAAAAAAAAUAAAAAAUUGUUGUACCGGAAAUAUUCCUCCUCCUUGUAUUGUGUGCCAACAGCUGAUUUCUGAACUGUAUCAUUUAUACCCGGAUCGUAUUUUAACAACCUUUGUAUAGUUGUGAUACUGAAAGGUGCAUAUUUUGUAAAUUGUGCUUCAUUUCAUUGGUGUGUCUAAAUGAAUGUUGCUGUAAUGGAGUUUCACUCUUUGUGUAUGUGACUAGGGAGUGUGACUCGGUCCAGGUCUAGGGGGGUGAAUGAAUGACCACUUUACAACAAACCAAUUUGGGGCAGUGUAGAGUGGUAAUCUGAUCUCAAAUGAGUCUAUUUUUGCCAUGAAUCUCACCACUCCUAUUUAAUGUGUAAUAAAGAACAAAAUAAAA